Molecule: messenger RNA, 3511 nt
Organism: Rhopilema esculentum
Lineage: Eukaryota; Metazoa; Cnidaria; Scyphozoa; Rhizostomeae; Rhizostomatidae
Product: ATP-citrate synthase
Biological process (GO): acetyl-CoA biosynthetic process; citrate metabolic process; fatty acid biosynthetic process
Cellular component (GO): cytosol
Molecular function (GO): ATP citrate synthase activity; metal ion binding; ATP binding
Source: RefSeq, a predicted model, not a curated record
AGAGGCUUACACAUCAACAACUUCGAGAAUGAAAAUCUGCCAAAUUGCAUGUGCAUCUUUCAAAGACAGAAAGAAUGGCCGCAAAAGCAAUUUACGAAGCUGAUGCAAAGUCGCUGAUAUACCGUUUCUGCAAAACCAAGCACCUUGCUCGCAAUAACUUGCUCAGCGUCAAUGAAAAGUCUAAUCUUUUAACGGAGGAGAGCACAAAUGACUGGCUUGCAAAUCAGAAACUAGUUGUAAAGCCAGAUCAGUUGAUAAAAAGAAGAGGAAAACAUGGACUGGUUAAAAUAAAUGCGAAUUGGUCUGAUGUUAAACAAUGGCUAGCUGAACAUCAAGGGAAAGAUAUAAUGAUUGGAAAAGCAACUGGAAAGCUGAAGAAUUUUAUUGUUGAGCCAUUCAUUGCUCAUGAGCAGAAACAAGAAUACUAUGUCUGUAUUUUUACACAAAGGGGUGCAGAUGUUAUUUUGUUUCAUCAUGAAGGUGGAGUAGAUGUGGGAGAUGUAGAUAGUAAGGCUAACCGGCUUGUUGUUGGGAUUGGAGAAUCUGUAUCCAUUGCUCAGAUUGAAAAAACUCUGCUGUUCAACAUUGCAGAUGGGUUAAGAUCAAAUCUAGGUGUCUUCAUCCAGGAACUCUUUGACUUGUAUGUCAGUCUGCAUUUCACAUACCUGGAGAUUAACCCAUUGGUUGUAAAUCAAGAUGGUAUUCAUGUGUUAGAUGUUGCUGCUAAACUUGAUCAAGCAGCUGAAUAUAUUUGCAGUACCAAGUGGGGAAAAAUCUGCUUCCCUCCUCCAUUUGGCAGAGAAGCUUAUCCAGAGGAACAAUAUAUUGCAGAACUUGAUGCCAAGAGUGGUGCAUCUCUGAAGUUAACUGUAUUGAACAGAAAAGGUAGAAUAUGGACAAUGGUUGCUGGUGGUGGAGCCUCAGUUGUUUAUAGUGAUACAAUAUGCGAGUUAGGAGGCGCUGCAGAGCUGGCAAAUUACGGCGAGUAUUCAGGAGCACCAACUGAAUCACAAACGUUUCAGUAUGCAAAAACCAUUUUAAAGCUUAUGACAGAUGGCACCCCGUUGCCAAAUGGCAAAGUGCUCAUUAUUGGUGGCGGAAUCGCAAACUUUACAAAUGUCUCUGCGACUUUCUCGGGUAUUGUCAAAGCCUUGCAGUUAUUUCAGCAACAACUCAUAGAACACAAUGUAUCAAUUUUUGUCAGGCGUGGUGGGCCUAACUAUCAAGAGGGCCUACGAAUUAUGAGGGAACUGGGAAUGUCUCUAGGUGUCCCUGUCCAUGUAUUUGGAACUGAAACCCAUAUGACUGCCAUUGUUGGCAUGGCGCUGGGCAAAACCAAAAUCCCUGACCAAGAAGCUUUCAAUUCAAAUGACGCUGCAAAUAUGUUCUUCAAAGCGGCCGAGCAUGGAAAGUCACCUGAGAAAUCAUCCAAGCGGCCUCGUAUCGAUAGCGAUGAAGCCAUGACCUGUGUUGAUAGUACGGACUUUAUCAUGGUCGAAAAUGGCAAAGAAGCGGCGAAAGAAAUUUUCAACAAUAACACAAAGGCAAUAAUUUGGGGAAUGCAACCAAGAGCUGUUCAGGGUAUGCUAGAUUUCGAUUAUGUUUGCUCUAGAGAAUCCCCCUCUGUUGUUGCCAGCGUUUACCCAUUCAGUGGAAACCACAAGCAGAAGUUUUACUAUGGUCACAAGGAGAUAAUGAUACCAGUCUACAAAGACAUGUCAGAAGCGAUGAGAAGACACCCGGACGCCCAAGUGAUGGUCAGCUUUGCAUCCCUCCGCUCAGCUUAUGAAAGCACUGUCGAGGCUUUGGGCUUUCCCCAGAUACGAUGUAUAGCAAUCAUUGCCGAAGGUAUUCCUGAAAGACUAACUCAAAAACUGAACAAAAUUGCGAAAGAAAAAGGAGUAACCAUAAUUGGUCCAGCCACGGUGGGUGGUAUCAAGCCAGGAUGCUUCAAGAUUGGCAACACCGGUGGAAUGCUGGACAAUAUACUAGCCUCGAAACUUUACAGACCUGGAAGUGUUGGCUAUGUGUCGCGGUCUGGCGGAUUAUCCAAUGAACUUAAUAACAUAAUGGCAAGAAAUACUGAUGGCGUUUGUGAAGGUGUUGCGAUCGGAGGCGAUAGGUACCCUGGAUCUACUUUUAUUGAACACGUCAUUAGAUAUGAAGAAAAUCCGGAUGUUAAAAUGAUUGUUCUCCUUGGAGAGGUUGGUGGCGUCGAUGAAUACGAAAUAUGCAAUGCGAUCAAAGAUGGACGAGUUACAAAGCCUGUUGUUGCUUGGGUUCUUGGAACAUGCGCAGACAUGUUCACCAGUGAGGUUCAAUUUGGACAUGCCAAUGCCUGUGCCAACGCCGAAGCGGAAACUGCAAGAGCCAAAAACAAGGCUCUGGGAGAAGCUGGAGCCCAUGUUCCAAAAACAUUUGAUGACCUUGGCAUCGUAAUCAACAACGUUUUCAAAAAACUCGUUGCUGAUGGAAAGAUCGUCGUCAAGCCAGAGAAGAGACCCCCGACUGUCCCUAUGGACUACAACUGGGCGCAGGAGCUUGGUUUGAUACGAAAGCCAUCCUCAUUUAUCUCAACCAUUUGCGACGAAAGAGGUCAAGAGCUUCUGUAUGCAGGCGUACCUAUUCAUGACGUUUUCAAGGAAAGGAUGGGCAUUGGCGGCACCCUUGGAUUGUUGUGGUUUCAGCGAAAGCUGCCCCAUUAUGCUUGUGAAUUUAUCGAAAUGUGCAUCAUGCUGACAGCUGACCAUGGCCCAGCUGUCUCUGGGGCCCAUAACACAAUCGUCACUGCACGAGCCGGCAAAGACUUGAUGUCAUCUCUCUGCUCUGGGCUCCUAACAAUCGGAGACAGAUUCGGAGGCGCUCUUGAUGCAGCGGCCAAGCAAUUUUCCGAAUCCUUUGAUGCUGGUAAGACUCCGAUGGAAUUUGUAAACGAGAUGAGAAAGAAAGGCCAGCUAAUCAUGGGUAUUGGACAUCGCGUUAAAUCGAUCAAUAACCCAGACACAAGAGUAGAGAUUAUGAAGGCAUUUAUCAAGGAGAAUUUCCCGCAAACUCCUUUGUUUAAUUUUGCCCUUGAGGUUGAAAAGAUUACAACUGCCAAGAAACCAAAUCUGAUCCUGAAUGUUGAUGGUUGCAUUGGAGUUGCUUUUGUGGACCUGCUCAGGUACUGCGGAAACUUUUCAAAAGAAGAAGCCGAUGAAUAUAUAUCAAUAGGGGCAUUGAAUGGGCUUUUCGUUCUCGGAAGAUCAAUCGGAUUUAUAGGUCACUUUUUGGAUCAGCGCCGUUUGAAACAAGGGUUGUAUCGGCAUCCUUGGGAUGACAUCACGUACAUGCUACCAGACCACUUGCCACAGCGACCUGCUCCAUUUGAGUAGAUACAAUCUUAUGCAUAAGCUGUUUUGGGCUUGCAGCUUUGCCAUAUACACAAAGAUUUGAACAUGUUUAAUGACAAUCUAUACGAUUUAUGCAGAUUAUAUUGCUUCUUUAAAUCAUACAAAGAUAAAUUCAAUGA